AUGACUCAAAUAAAAAACAACAUUCUCAUCACUGGUGGCGGAGGCUUCAUCGGCCAAGAGUUGAUUGUCUCACUUCUAAAAGAGUUACCGAACGCCAACUUCACUCUGACCGAUAUCAUCAACCCAUCUAUUCCCAAAGGCGCAGAAUCUCAAGUCACUUCGCUCAAAGCGGAUUUGACUGACCCUUCAUCUGUCAAAUCUUUACUAUCAAGCCAUUUUACUCAUGUCUAUAUCCUCCAUGGCUUGAUGUCAGGUGGCGCAGAGGCGAAUCUAGAUCUGGGUCUCAAGAUUAAUGUGGACUCCGUCCGGACAAUUCUUGAUGUUUUGAGGACUGAAUACCCUGGUACAAAGGUCAUCUUCGCUAGCUCCUGUGCUAUUUAUGGCAAGACAGACUUAGUGACGGAGUUUGGAACCUUGCCUCAGCCUAAAAGCUCUUAUGGUAUCCAGAAGUUGAUGAUCGAGCUUCUCAUCAACGAUUACUCUCGCCGUGGGCUUCUCGAUGGUCGUAUUGUCAGGUUACCCACCGUUAUUGUACGCCCAGGUGCACCUUCAGCCGCUGCGUCCAGCUUUGCGUCAGGUAUCGUGCGGGAAUCCCUACAGGGUGUGAAGAAUAUUCUUCCUGUCAGCCGUGACCUUGAACUCUGGGUCUGCAGCCCGGAAACAGUGAUCAAGAACCUGAUCAAGGUCAAGGAUGUCCCCGCGGAGAAGUUUGGUACUUCCAGAAUUGUGAAUUUCCCCGGCAUCACUGUCACAGUGCAGGAGAUUCUCGAUGCGUUGAGAGAAGUUGGUGGUCAAGAAGUCUUGGGUCAGAUCGAGGAAAAGAAUGAUUCUGCCAUUGAAGCGAUUGUGGCCAGUUGGCCAGCAAGAUUUGAUGUUUCCAGGGCAUAUGGACUUGGGCUGGAUGCCGACGGGACUGUGUUAGAUGCUGUCAAGGCGUUCAAAGCAAAGAUGGCCAUGGCUUGA
Molecule: messenger RNA, 963 nt
Organism: Fusarium poae
Lineage: Eukaryota; Fungi; Ascomycota; Sordariomycetes; Hypocreales; Nectriaceae
Exons: 1
Coding region: 1-963 (320 amino acids)
Source: RefSeq, a predicted model, not a curated record